Molecule: messenger RNA, 1079 nt
Organism: Gossypium raimondii (Peruvian cotton)
Lineage: Eukaryota; Viridiplantae; Streptophyta; Magnoliopsida; Malvales; Malvaceae
Product: REF/SRPP-like protein At1g67360
Exons: 3
Coding region: 168-896 (242 amino acids)
Source: RefSeq, a predicted model, not a curated record
AAAUAUUCAGCGUUCGAUCUGAAUUAACGAUCCAGAUUACGUUGAUCCAUAAAAUAAUAACGCAACAAACUCCCUUUACACGCAGUAACCGCAUUUCUGAAAACUGAAAAACAAAAACGCAAACAAAGCCCUAACAAUCUUAGAUCAAAAAAGAAAAGCUGGCCACCAUGGAAAAGGAGGUAGAGUUUGAGAAAAAGAAGCACGCCCUGAAGCACAUAGCUUUCGUGAGGGUGGCUGCGAUCCGCACGCUGGUUUACGUCUCGAAUCUUUACGGGUAUGCUAAACAGAAUUCUGGUCCGUUACGAUCCACCGUUGGGACCGUCGAGGGUGCUGUCGCCGCCAUCGUUGGCCCGGUCUACGAAAAAUAUAAGGACGUUCCCGAUCAUCUUCUUGUUUUUCUUGAUUCCAAGGUAGAUGAGGCUUCACAGAAAUAUGACGAGCAUGUCCCACCAGCAGGUAAGCAAAUGGUGAACCAAGCCAAAGAUUUGGCUCACAUGGCAGCACAAAAGGCUCACAAAUUAAUCGACGAGGCUCGAACCAACGGUGCGCGCGGCGCUUUGCACUACGCCGCGACCGAGUACAAGCAGUUGGUUCUGGUUAGCUCAACCAAGGUGUGGGUAAAACUGAAUCGCAGUUCUGCUUUCCAAUCGGUUGCAGAGAAGAUCGUUCCCACAGCUUCGAAUUUGUCCGACAAGUAUAACUGUUUGGUUAAAGACAUGAGCGGGAAAGGAUAUCCUGUGUUUGCGUAUCUGCCAUUGAUUCCGGUUGGUGAGCUGAGAAAAGCUGUCAAGCAAGCUGAAGCCAAGGACAAAGCACGUGUCACUGCCGACACUCGUAAAUCGGAUUCCGAUUCUGGUUCGGGUUCGGGUUCAGGUUCCGAUUCGGAUUCAGGUUAGGGAACUUUUUCUUUGGUUUGUCUCGUCUCAUGAACUCAAGAAUCUGAUGCUCUAAAUCAUAACUUUUUUCUCUAUAAAAAAAUGCUCAUAAAUCAAAUAUUUCAUAUUUGACGGUUCCGCCAUUGUAAAGUUGGAUGCUUAUUUUAACUCUUUGCAAUGUAUAAAUCAAAUAUGAAUUGCUCA